AAUAGCGCAAAUUCAGUGCCCGGUCUCUGCAGCGCCCGGACCGACGACCGACGUUUAUCUGCCAUCCGCGACAACAUACUCACGAAGCUGAGCCCGUUCCUGCCAUUCGAUACUUCUCACUGGUGGUCAGGCGGCGAGGAGAGCGCGUGGAACGGCUCCAGGAGCGUAGAUCCAGCUCUAUUGUCGGCCUACGAGGCACUGUCGCAGGUCCUGGACGGGGAAGACGAGCCCACGAGUUGCAUCCAGCCCGAUAGGGGGCGGGGUACGCCAGCGUUCGCCAAGCGGAUUUCACUGUUCUUCCCCGUGAACGAUAGCGUUAUCUACGCACCGUUGGAGAGGCACCAAACAGACGAGGAAAACAAUCACUCUUUCAACAAUUCCACUCUUCCGAUUCGGUACACUUUCAUAUUUACACCAGCACUGCCUUCACUGCCAGUCUAUUCGGCUGAGCUGAGGCUGUUCAAGAGAGUAGUGUCCAGUUGCAAGGACGUCUUUGAGAAUGUGGAGGUGUUUUAUGUGAGGAGAAGGGACGGCGAAGAACAAGAGAGACUCUUUGUGACUUCCAAGAAUCUAGAACUCGUCAAAGAUGAGUAUGACUCGCUUGACGUGACGGAAGCUGUAAGCAAGUGGGUUGAGAACCGGUUGAAUGGCAGUCUUGAACUCGAAGUCAUUGUGAACUGCCCUUUCUCGAUUAAAACCGGCUCUCUCUCGCCUCCGUCUAUUGAGUUUGUUCGGGACAAAGGCACCACUACUGUGGACGACCUUGUGGACACGAGG
This is a messenger RNA of Geodia barretti, 777 nucleotides long. NCBI's taxonomy places the organism in Eukaryota, Metazoa, Porifera, Demospongiae, Tetractinellida, Geodiidae. The record is from the annotation of a GenBank genome assembly.